AUGAUUAUUCCUGUAAGAUGCUUUACCUGCGGCAAGGUUGUAGGGAACAAAUGGGAGCGCUACUUGAACUUGUUGGAGCAAGACAUCACUGAAGGCGAAGCUCUAGACAAACUUAACCUGAAAAGGUUCUGCUGCCGAAGAAUGCUGCUAACACAUGUGGACCUGAUCGAAAAGCUUUUGAACUACAAUAUUCUUGAUAGAACUGUCUCUGCUUAA
Blepharisma stoltei is the source of this 216-nucleotide messenger RNA. The record is from the annotation of a GenBank genome assembly. NCBI's taxonomy places the organism in Eukaryota, Ciliophora, Heterotrichea, Heterotrichida, Blepharismidae.